AUGGUGGAAAUAGACAAUAUUAUCGCAAACCUGCCCCUAAUGACACGAAUUUAUAUAAUGUCAUGUACAGCACUCAUGAUAUUGUGUUCCCUGGAUAUAAUCAGCCCUUUAAGCCUAUACAUGAGUUGGAAACUCGUUUUCAAAGGUGAAAUAUGGCGAUUAGUGACCUGUUUUUUGUAUUUUGGUCCAUUUGGUGUAAAUUUCUUCUGGAAUAUAUACGUAUUAAUCCAUUACUGUAGCUCAUUGGAGAGAGUGUCAAUGAAUAACAAACCUGCUGACUUUCUCUGGAUGUUAAUAUGCUCUGCAAUAAUGGUUUUGUUUUUCUCUAUAUUCUUUGGUUCUAGCUUAUUUUUUAGCGGUUGUAUGAUCAACGUUAUGACGUACGUUUGGGGGCGCAAAAACCCCUACGCUCAGAUGGCCAUCCUUUUCUUCACUGUUCCUGCGCCAUAUCUCCCAUGGAUCCUAACGGCUAUGAGCUAUUUUGUCGACUUCCAGCUUGGAGAGAACCUCCUUGGGAUUUUCGUGGGCCAUGUAUAUUAUUUUUUCAAGGACGUAUAUCCAAGCAUGCCCACCUCUUGCGGGUUAUCUAUAUUUGAUACACCUUCUUGUGUCAAAAACUUUAUGGGUCAGACAUAG
This is a messenger RNA of Babesia microti strain RI, 636 nucleotides long. RefSeq names its product Der1-like family. NCBI's taxonomy places the organism in Eukaryota, Apicomplexa, Aconoidasida, Piroplasmida, Babesiidae. Gene Ontology annotation, biological process: endoplasmic reticulum unfolded protein response. The transcript is spliced from 3 exons. Gene Ontology annotation, molecular function: ubiquitin-specific protease binding; misfolded protein binding. The record is from RefSeq and is a predicted model, not a curated record. Gene Ontology annotation, cellular component: Hrd1p ubiquitin ligase ERAD-L complex; endoplasmic reticulum membrane. The coding region runs from base 1 to 636 and encodes 211 amino acids.